This is a messenger RNA of Musca vetustissima, 1509 nucleotides long. Its product is annotated as protein alan shepard-like. Bases 73 to 1362 code for a protein of 429 amino acids. Lineage: Eukaryota; Metazoa; Arthropoda; Insecta; Diptera; Muscidae. The record is from RefSeq and is a predicted model, not a curated record. Gene Ontology annotation, cellular component: ribonucleoprotein complex; cytosol; nucleus. The transcript is spliced from 8 exons. Gene Ontology annotation, molecular function: poly(A) binding; mRNA 3'-UTR binding; poly(U) RNA binding.
CAUCAUCAGCAUCCACACCAUCACAGCAACAACAACCACAACAACAGCAACACCAACACAGCAGUAACAGCGAUGGGUCCCACCACAUUGAAUGGCACACAGCCACCACCAGCUCAACUCCAACAAUAUCAGCAACAUUUACAACAACCACAGGUAACGACUGAUACGCAACAACAGCACCUACAUCAUCCACAUCAACAGUCGCAUCAGCAACAACCUCAACAGCAACAACAACAACAGCAGCAGCAUCAACAGCAAUACCAACAAGCCGGUUCAGAUCAGCUGUCAAAAACAAAUGUCUAUAUACGCGGCUUGCCCGAGGGAACGACUGAUAAAGAUUUAGUUAUAUUAUGUUCAGAAUAUGGUACUAUAGUUUCGGCCAAAGCUAUAUUUGAUAAGACAACAAAAAAAUGUAAAGGUUACGGCUUUGUAGAUUUCGAAUCACCGGCAUAUGCUGAGAAUGCCGUUAAAUCUCUUCAAGCUAAAGGCAUUAAAGCACAAAUGGCAAAAGUGGGUGUUUGGGUGCUCAUUAGGCCGGCCAUACAACAAGAACAGGAUCCAACAAAUUUGUACAUCACAAAUUUGCCGCCAUAUUUCAAAGAGACUGAUUUAGAGAAAAUGUUAUCGAAGUACGGACACGUGGUAUCGACCAAGAUUCUAUGUGAUGCACAAUUGAAUUCUCGAGGUGUCGGUUUCGCUCGCAUGGAAAAUCGUGAAAAAUGCGAACAAAUUAUACAAGUUUUGAAUGGUACUACAAUACCGGGUGCUAACGAUCCAUUGGUGGUUAAGUUUGCCGAUAGCGGCUCAUCGGCCAAGAAGAAUUUGUUAAAAGCCCGUGAUCCCAAUAAUCGUUCACGUUUGGAUAUAUCGGCCGGAACAGCAGGUAUGGAAAGUAUACCUGUAACCCCUGAUCCAGGGGCUCAGCAAAAUGGUACUACAGCUGGCUAUACUCGUUUUGGUACACCCCAAAUAGGUAGUUAUCCCUUGGCUAGUUCUCCAUGGAUACCCGGUUAUAUGAUGGCUACAACAGCUACACAGCCAGCUGCGGCAUUUGAGAAUCAGUAUUUACAAUUGGCUUCUUCACCACAACAUCUGAGCGUUUCGCCAUAUAAGACAGAUCUUGUGAAUACCCUACAGGGUCCCGGAAUGUAUUUGAAUGGUUCGGAGGCCGUAAUGCCAUAUGGAGCUAUGAUGCCACCCAUGGGUCCUUUGCAGUAUAUAAGUCCCACAUAUCCCUAUUAUGCUCCUCCAAUGAUUCCUACCAUACCAAUGACAGAUUCCUCGGAACAGGCUUUGAGUACUGCUGCCUCACCCAAUGGGGCUGCCUAUACACAAUUUUUACAUCCCUUAGCACCCAAGUAGAUGAAUGUUUUUGUUUGUUAAGUUCUAAGUCUAUCCAUAAAUGGAUGAGUAAUCGUAAGAAACCAAAAUUUAUGUUUGUAACUUAAAACCGAUGAUGAAUAAAACGAAGAAAAGGGGGAAAUGAUAGAGAAAAAUUAAAAAGAAAAA